Messenger RNA from Hippoglossus stenolepis (Pacific halibut), 910 nucleotides. It is a transcript of the gene psmd9, whose product is annotated as proteasome 26S subunit, non-ATPase 9. NCBI's taxonomy places the organism in Eukaryota, Metazoa, Chordata, Actinopteri, Pleuronectiformes, Pleuronectidae. The transcript has 6 exons. Gene Ontology annotation, molecular function: protein binding. Gene Ontology annotation, cellular component: nucleus; cytoplasm. The record is from RefSeq and is a predicted model, not a curated record. Gene Ontology annotation, biological process: proteasome regulatory particle assembly. Bases 51 to 689 code for a protein of 212 amino acids.
AAGCCGCUCGCUCUUGUCCCGGAAGCUGCGUCACCAGAAGUCGCGCAGCCAUGAAGAUGACAGUGGGAGACACGUCUGGAAACUCUGAAACAACAAUGGACGAUGUGAAAAGCCUCAUGAAGAAGAAAGACGACAUCGAGGAGCAGAUAAAAGCGUAUUACGACGUGUUAGAAGACCAAGGUGUCGGAGUUGAAGGGCCCCUGAUUGACGAGGAGGGCUUCCCCCGGGCAGAUGUUAAUGUUUACCAGAUCAGAACAGCAAGACACAACAUCUCAUGCCUACAGAAUGAUCACAAGUCCAUCAUGGCAGAGAUCGAAGAAGCCCUGCACAAGCUGCAUGCUCGAGAGAAAUCCAAGCGGGAACAUGAUGAGGUGGAGGCCCACGGGGAGGCAAUGGAUCAGCAGGUCACGCUGCCUUCUCCAUUCGCGCUUGUGGAUGCUGUGACUCAAGGCUCACCUGCCUCUGGAGCUGGGCUCAGAGUUGGUGAUGAAGUCAUCGAGUUUGGUUCAGUGACCACAGAGAACUUUCAGAACCUCCAGAAUAUCGCUGCUGUGGUACAGCACAGUGAAGGGAAACCAUUACGUGUCUCAGUGAUCCGGGAUGAACACAAAGUUCAGAUGAGCCUGACACCACAGCGAUGGUCUGGCAGAGGUCUGCUGGGAUGCAACAUUGUUCCAAUCCGUCGGUGAUCAUUGUGAAACUCUUCCCACCGCCUGUUACCACUUGAUGGUUUCAAAUGUUAUUUGUAAAUACCCCAGAAUUUUCCAUCUGCUUCAGUUUUCAUCUUAAUUAUAACUUGAAACCAUUUGCUUUACACAAGGACAGCUUUCAGAUUCGGAUAUUUCAAAAAAAGUGUUUCUGUGCUUCUGUUUGAGAAUCAGUAUCCUGAAUAAAUAUAAACCUGAAAAUA